Molecule: messenger RNA, 1018 nt
Organism: Ruditapes philippinarum (Manila clam)
Lineage: Eukaryota; Metazoa; Mollusca; Bivalvia; Venerida; Veneridae
Product: ankyrin repeat and SOCS box protein 7-like
Biological process (GO): protein localization to ciliary inversin compartment
Cellular component (GO): ciliary inversin compartment
Molecular function (GO): protein binding
Source: RefSeq, a predicted model, not a curated record
AGCCCGGGCUUUAUGUUUGCAACUCUCUACUAUAAUUAGGUGAUUAUGUAUAGCAACGAAGAAGAUCACAAAUGAAAAAGUCAAUAUGUACGAAUUAGCAAGUAAUUUGGAAAUUUUUCUCAAAACUACCAGAUUUUUUUAAACGGCGACGAAAUAUGGACUAAAAUAUGUAGGGCAAGCUUAAUUAUCAAAGUUUAAUUUAGCACCUCAAACUCCCCAUUUAAAGUUAAAAAUAACCAUUUUUUACGCGAGUUCUCUAAGUAUAUAGAAAAGUUUUCCACAGAAAUCCGUAACGUUUUCCAGGAACUCCGUGACAGUUAUCAUAAGAACUCCAAACAAGUUAUCAUAAGAACUCCAUCCUUCGUGUAACACUUCCUCCCCCGUGUACAGUAUGUCUUUGGUUAUAAGUUAUAACUAUUAUCUAUGCGUCUCCGACCAGUACAGUAUAGAUCUAAUUCAUGUAAAAAAUGAAUUAAAAUGAAUGUUUCUUAUCUCGAUGAGAUCAGACAGGCACCUAGGAAUUUUAUCAACACAACGCAUGUAUCUGAGAUCUAAACUCCAUAAACCCUGUCUGAUCAAUAAUCUUUCGAUUUUGAUAUCAAAGAAGUAUUUGUUUGCUCCAUUCCGAACAGUGCGAGUUACUUCCCUUCAUGAUAUGUACACCAUUUGUACCUACCAAAAAACUAACACUAUAAAUCUAACAAAAUACAUAAUUUAAGUAACUCCUAGCGCAUUAUCAAGCGAAGCCACAUCAUGUAAUGUGUGUAAGUAAGUUUUUCCAUCGGUUCUGUACAGAAUCAACUGAAAACUAAAGGAUUGAGAGGGGUGCAGGGUGCAUAGCAACAAUGAUUGAAUGAACUCCAUUAGAGACAACAUGCGUAGACGGCAUCAGCUGAGCAACAUGAAUGACAUGUUUCUUUCUGUUGCUAAUGGUAACCUAAAAGGAUUGGAGAACUACUUAAAAAAUGGUGGUAAUGUGAAUCUGAAAGAUGGAAAUGGAACUACCUUGCUGCAUAAG